AUGACCAACAUUCAACAAUUGCUUGUUAGUAACCCUAUCAUUCCAGCACCUAAUUUAGCCUAUCCAUUUUGCCUUGUCGCUAAUGCUAGUUCAUAUGGCAUUGGUGCCUGUUUAUAUCAAGUUAUCAAAAAGCGUAUUUACUAUAAUGGCUUCAUCGCCCAUAAACUAUCUGCCAGUGAGCAACGCUAUGGGUCAUCCAAGCGUGAGCUUUUGGCAGUGGUUUAUGCUUUUAAUAAGUUUCGCCAAUGGUUACGGGGUGAAAAGUUUCAUUUAUUCUUGGAUAAUCGUGGUCUAUUGUACCUACAUUCUCAAGAGAAACUUACUCGUAUGAUUGAGAACUUUUAUGAUACAAUUUUUGAAUUUCACUUUGAUAUCACAUACUGUAUGGGUAUGGACAAUAUUCUAGCAGAUCGGCUUUCUCGCAUCUUUGUACCUGGUACAAAGAAGCUGGAGGGGUGUGGUUCUCUCGCUAGAAGAGCUACUGUUAUUAAACGGAUAUUAGAUCCAAUCGAGCCUACAAAUGAUAAAGACCUUCAUGAAGCUAAGAAGCAAAAGAAGGGUAUUAAAGCAAAUGACAUUAUUUUACAGCCUUUCAACCAGAGUACUCAGGGUACCAAAAUUAAUGAUACUGAGAAUAAUGCUAAUAAGGAAAAUACAAACAGUAACACAGUAAGCAGUGCACUCACAGAAACUGCAAAUUCUGACAGCAAGGACAAUAAAGAAUUGUGCAUUUAUGCAUCACAUUUGGACAUUUAUGAAGUACCUAAAAGUGAAGAACAAAAGCAAGAACUAUUAGAAAAAUCUCACCUUUUAGGACACUAUGGAAUCACUGCUAUGGAGCAGGUUAUACAUGAAGAUUACCAAAUGCAUUGGAAAGGGCUCAGAAAAGAUAUUGAACGAUAUGUCAAGAACUGUAGCAAAUGCAGGAUAUUUAACAUAGGAAGACAUGUAUAUCAUCCAUCAAAGAAUCAUACUGCGGAUUCUGUUGGAGAUCAUUGGGCUUUUGACCUAGGCACAUUUGAUGUUACUACUCCUAGAGGUAACAACUUUAUCUUGGUAGCAAUGGAUCUAUUCUCAAGAUUCAUUGUAUUACGGGCGUUUCCAAACAAAACUGCAACAACAGUUGCUAAAGAAAUUGUCUCUAUUUUUAGUCUUUUUGGUUACCCAAAAAUCCUUUCUCAUGAUAAAGGUAAGGAGUUCAGUUCUCAAUUACUAGAGAGCAUUGCUGCCAAUGCAAAGAUAGAGCAAAGGCUUUCACUUCCAUGGUGCCUGUUAGGCAACAGCGCUUGUGAAGCCGCGGUCAAGAGCUCAAAGACCAUCGUCAUUAACAUGCUGGAUGGAUGUGCCGAAAAUUGGGAUUUGUAUCUUGAUGGCACAGACUAUAGCUUAAAUUUACAUAAAUCAAGGCUACACGGCAUGAAACCAUUUGUUGUCAUGUUUGCCAGGCUUCCUAAUGAAUUAAAAGACUAUUCUGAUGUUGAAAUGAGUCUUCCAGAACAAACAUUAAAUGCCAAGGCCUUGAAAGACAAGAUCAAGAGAAUUGACAAAAUUCUUGUACCUGCAAUCAAGGAGCAGAUUGUCGAAUCACAGAAAGCUGACAAUGCUUAUUUUAUGAAGCGACACAAAAUUCUAAAGAACCCAUUCCCCAUAGGAGCUUCUGUCAUGAUUAAGAAUGUAGAAAGUAAGAACAGUAAAACUGACCCUAAAUACGAGGGCGUGUUCUAUAUUCAUGGUUAUACAAAGAAUGGCAGUUACAUUCUAAAAGAUGAAACCGAUACAUUCUUAUCAAGAGAUGUUCCUACAUCUCACAUUAAAUUGAUGAACGAGAAUUCACCUCCUCCAGAACCUGCUGAUAAACGUUAUGAAGUUGAGGCUAUCCUCAAACAUAAGGGUAAAGCGCCUAACUAUCAAUAUCUCGUUACUUGGAAGGAUUACGAUUGUAGUUAUGAUUCAUGGGAAACUCCAGAGUUGUUUGAUUCAAGACAACCUAUCAAACAGUACUGGGCGAGAGUAGGAGCACCUGAAAAGAGCUCUGGUAAAAGGCAAAGAGUACCUAAAUCAAUCAACAAAAGAUCGGUUGCAACGCGUGAAGAGAGAUCUACAAAGAGACAUGCGCGGUUGAUUGAGAAUAGACAACCAUCAUCUUUAUAG
This is a messenger RNA of Mucor velutinosus, 2151 nucleotides long. Its product is annotated as DNA-directed RNA polymerase I subunit rpa2. The record is from RefSeq and is a predicted model, not a curated record. Bases 1 to 2151 code for a protein of 716 amino acids. The transcript has a single exon. Gene Ontology annotation, molecular function: nucleic acid binding. Gene Ontology annotation, biological process: DNA integration. Lineage: Eukaryota; Fungi; Mucoromycota; Mucoromycetes; Mucorales; Mucoraceae.